AGCUUCAAUACCACAUUUGCAGACGACAACAACAACAGAAAUACAAGAUUGUCCUGACAACUGGAUUUCAUACGGACAGUCAUGUUAUUUCAUCAGUAACCAAUCGGCAAGCUGGCUAGAUGCGAUGAUUCGUUGUCAAAAACUGAACGGUUAUCUUGCCGAGAUUACAUCUGCUGACGAAGAUCAGUUCCUUAAACACCAUAUUGAAACACGUGACAGACAAAAUAGUAGAGAAUGCUUCAGUACCUCCUCAAAUCAAUAUAGAGGCACUACAAAUACGACGUACGACGGCACACGUGCCAGCGGUGGGAUUCACAAACUCCUCACAAACAUACACAAAAUCAAACCCGACAAGUUUUCCAGAGAGAUCUGUGGCAGAUGCAUGCCAACUAUUGUCGAGAUCCCGACGAGAAGGGUUACCAUGGUGUUACACAACAGACUCAAAAAAUAG
Ruditapes philippinarum (Manila clam) is the source of this 451-nucleotide messenger RNA. RefSeq lists its product as uncharacterized. The transcript has 4 exons. The record is from RefSeq and is a predicted model, not a curated record. Bases 125 to 451 code for a protein of 108 amino acids. Lineage: Eukaryota; Metazoa; Mollusca; Bivalvia; Venerida; Veneridae.